AAUUGAUUAUAAUUAAAAUUUUUAUGUAAUGUAUAAUACAUAUUGACGACAGAUGGCGUUAUUGUAUUCAAGAUGGCAGCCUCCAGUAAUGGUAUGCGUGGUAUUUGAGUAUGUGAAGAUUUAAAGUAACAGCGAAUGGGAUAAGUAUAAUUAUUAUCAAGAAUGAAUCAUAUUCGAUUAAAUUAUAAGAAUUUAGAUUAUCUUAUGCAAUGUUUGCGUUGGAGGGUAUUCUAUAACAGUAGAUGUGUGCAUUUUGCAUCUUGUUUGCACUCGAUUAAAUCGAAUGUAGACGAUAUUGAUUUUCAUAGAAAACUUCGCAGUGGCCCUUCUUUACAAGAUUUUAUUAAAACAAAUGAUUUAAAGAAUAAAGAAUUAUCAAUAGUAAAUGAAAGCCUCCAUCCUUACAUUGACUCUCAAACUGUUGAUGGAACAAAUAGAAAAGUUUAUAUACAAACUUAUGGUUGCCAGAUGAAUGUAAAUGAUACAGAAAUUGUGUGGGCAAUAUUGGAAAAGGCUGGAUAUUGUAAAGUUGAUAGCAAAGAAUUUGCUGAUGUAAUUCUUGUUGUAACAUGUGCAAUUCGAGAGGGAGCAGAACAGAAGAUAUGGCAUCUGCUAGACUAUUUAAAGUCACUGAAAAGAAAGAGAAAAUCAAAAUUUCCAUUAAAAGUUGGUGUUUUAGGCUGUAUGGCUGAACGACUGAAAAUGAAACUCUUAGAAGCAGACAAAGCGGUGGAUAUUGUAGCUGGUCCGGACAGUUAUAGAGAUCUUCCUCGAUUACUUUCCCUAGCGGAUGAUGGUCAAGAAGCAGUCAAUGUGAUUCUUUCGCUAGAAGAGACUUAUGCCGAUAUUACGCCUGUCCGAAUUAAUCCCAAUUCACCAAGUGCUUUUGUAUCUAUAAUGAGAGGUUGUGAUAAUAUGUGUAGUUAUUGCAUUGUACCAUUUACCAGAGGAAGAGAAAGGAGUCGUCCAGUAUCAUCUAUAUUAGAUGAAAUUAGACAAUUAUCUGAUAAAGGAAUAAAAGAGGUUACAUUAUUAGGACAAAAUGUAAAUAGUUACAGAGAUAUUUCAGAAGCAAAUUUUACUAUUUCUGAAACUUCAUUAAAUACUUCAAAACUUGCUGAAGGUUUUCGUACAUUAUACAAACCAAAAGUUGGUGGAUUACGAUUUGCUGAUCUGCUAGAAAAAGCAUCGUCCAUAAAUCCGAAUAUUAGAAUUCGUUUUACUUCACCUCAUCCUAAAGACUUUCCUGAUGAAGUUUUACAAAUAAUUCAAGAUAGACCAAACAUUUGUAAUAGCUUGCAUCUGCCAGCACAAAGUGGGAAUACACAAGUGUUGGAACGCAUGAGAAGAGGAUAUACUCGUGAAGCUUAUCUCAACUUGGUGCAUCAUAUCAGAAAUAAAAUCCCAGGUAAAUUUGUAUUCAAAUAAAUUUGGUGAUUAUACUUAAUAUGAAAUCAGGAAAAAUAUUGUAAAAUAUAAUAAAUAAAUAUGGCUAAUAAAAUUAUUUUAUGUAAUGUUUGUGACAAACUAAAACUGAACAAACAGUGAAUGGUUUUGUUUGUUUAAAUUCACUCACUUGACAUCAAAAAUUUCUAUUUAAAUAUUCAUGGAGUAAGAUUAAAGAAUUAACUAAAGAAAUCAGUUUUAUUAGUCUCUAAGGGAAAAAAUUAUUACAGGUAUCCCUUGAUUAACACAAUUAAUUCUUCGAUCCUAUCAUGGAUAUCAAAAUCAUGUUAAACAAAAUACGGUAUCUAUGUUAAGUAAAGACAGCUGGUAAAGCCAUGUAAAUUAAAACUUCUGCUGCAUAUAUAAAGGGAUUGCCGCAAUUAGUUUCAUGCGCUAAUCAAAUCACGUAUUAAACAAAACCAAGUUAAGCAAGGAAUACCUAUAUACAGUAGACCCCCCUAUAACGCUUAGAUACGUUCCACGCUAACCGAAAAUUACGUUGUAGGAAUGAUUAAAUACAUGAGCCAAUCGCAGC
Molecule: messenger RNA, 1981 nt
Organism: Centruroides sculpturatus (bark scorpion)
Lineage: Eukaryota; Metazoa; Arthropoda; Arachnida; Scorpiones; Buthidae
Product: CDK5 regulatory subunit-associated protein 1-like
Exons: 8
Coding region: 163-1428 (421 amino acids)
Biological process (GO): negative regulation of cyclin-dependent protein serine/threonine kinase activity; tRNA modification
Cellular component (GO): cytosol; mitochondrion
Molecular function (GO): tRNA-2-methylthio-N(6)-dimethylallyladenosine(37) synthase activity; 4 iron, 4 sulfur cluster binding
Source: RefSeq, a predicted model, not a curated record